AUGGAUCCUACAUCCACCCCGCGACAUCCAGAUCGCUUCAAAUUGGGGGCUACGGACCCAGUUCCUUCCUCUUCGCCUGCAUUUGCGACACCAGCACGACCAUUUCGAAUGCAAAAGACACAUGCUCCGCCAACCAAGACAUCUGUCUUACCCAUUCUGCUCCCUCCGUCUACGCUUCGACCAGUGGCAUUUCGAACAUUUACUCGCAAGCACAACCUGACCAUCUCAUCAUCGGCCCUGCAAACCCUAGCAGUGUUUGUGGGAAAGAACUGUGGGUCAGGAUGGCGAGAGGAAGGGCUUGCAGAGCGAGUUUUCGAUGAGGUGGCCAAGUUCUGGAAGAGAGCUGGAGGGGGCGUCAUCGUGGAAGAAGGGAAAGGUGCAUCCCUGAAAACAAUCCUACAGACCCUCGAGGGAGGUAUGAGUGGUGGAAGAGUGGUUGCUGGGAAACUAAGCCCCCAAGAUGGAUCCGGAAGGUCAUUGGGAAAUGGCUUGGAUGCUGAUCGCACAGAAUCCAUGACCGAAGGGGCUAGACCAGGAGAUCCGGACGAGGAUGAUUCUAAGCUCUCACUGUACCCACGCCACUGGUUCAAGGCUAUCGAUGCUUUCCAGCUUCCGCGCCUGACAUACAAUGUUGACAAAAAAUACUUCGAGGCGAUAAAAUCCAAGCCUACGUUAUUCCCACCCCCCUCACACAAGACUGCUCUGUUCAGAGAUCGCUAUAAUUUGGUCUAUCAGCGCUUGCUUCGAAAUGAGACCUUUCAAAGCUCCCUGGGGGUUACGGGUGUUCCUUCUCUGCAGCGAUCGUCCUCCAAUCUGGCAACUCAACAAUCGUACAAGUUAACCCCGAUUGCGAACCUCCUGGGCCGAAGUGGUAGCUCGCAUCUUUUGUUAGGGCUUCUGUCAAUUUCCCCAACUGGUGAUUUGACUUUGGUAGAUUUAACAGGAAGCGUGGCCUUGGACCUCAGCCACGCACGCAUGAUCCCGGAGGAUGGCGCAUGGUUUGCACCAGGCAUGAUUGUGCUUGUGGAUGGGAUCUAUGAAGAAGAGGAGAUGGUGCAGGGAUCUUUAUUAGGAGGAAAUUCUGGAGUUGGAGGUGCCAUUGGGGGACACUUCGUCGGGGUAUCGAUCUGCGGUCCUCCCUGUGAGCGAAGAGAUAUCUCAUUAGGCACAAACAGCCGUCAAGGGAAUGGGGAGCUGAGCUCAAGCGGUGGAUUUGGAUGGGUCGAUUUCCUAGGGAUUGGGAGUGAAAGAGCACAGGGUGCACGAAUGAGGAGGGUUCAAGAUAGAUGUCUUCGAGGGGAACCAGAGGCAAUGGAGGCACCGCCUCGGCUCAAAAUGGCCGUCAUGAGCGAAAUCAAUCUCGACAAUAUGAGGGCUUUGGAUGCCCUGCGAAAAGUUUUCAGCACCUACAAUGAUCUUGCUCUUGCAGACCGUCCACAGACCUUUGUUUUGAUUGGAAAUUUUGUGCAGAAAGCGAUCAUAAACGGAGGUGGCCGAGCUGGGAGCAUAGAAUACAAAGAACAUUUCGACUCCCUCGCGGUGGUUUUAUCCGAGUUUCCUGCGUUGCUGCAGCAUUCAUCCUUUGUCUUCGUUCCCGGUGACAAUGAUCCAUGGGCGUCCGCAUUCUCUGCUGGGGCUGCAUCAACCAUACCGCGCCAGCCAAUACCCGAGCUGUUUACCUCUCGAAUUAAGCGUGCAUUUGCAACAGCAAACUCGGAAACAGAUCGUUCUCAGACUUCAGAACCGAUGGGCGAGGCGUUGUGGACUUCAAACCCGGCGCGCCUCUCUUGGUUUGGGCCUGUGCACGACAUUGCCAUCUUUCGUGACGAUAUUUCAGGAAGACUGAGGCGUACAUCGAUCAAUGUCAAGGCAGAUAACGACGAGGGAGAUGCUACCAUGCACGAGGUGCUGGAUAAUGCACCAACAACUGCCGCGGUCUCCCAAGUGCCGGAACUCCCCAACCGAGGCAAGGAAGCCAAAUCAGAUACCAUAGCACCUGCUGCAUCCGCAGCUCGGAAGCUGGUGAAGACUAUAUUAGACCAGGGGACUGUUUCGCCAUUCCCGCUACCAGUUCGGCCAGUUCUGUGGGAUCAUGCAUCUGCUGUCCAGCUUUACCCACUGCCCACUGCCUUGAUUUUGGCAGACUCGGAGGCCGCUCCUUUCUGCAUGACCUACGAAGGAUGCCAUGUCAUGAAUCCUGGACGCUUCCUUCCUGAUGGUGCUGUUCCAACAGUGAGAUGGAUAGAAUAUGAUGUGCUGCGGAGCCGAGGAAAGGUUAAGGAAGAACGAUAUUAA
Molecule: messenger RNA, 2295 nt
Organism: Penicillium verhagenii
Lineage: Eukaryota; Fungi; Ascomycota; Eurotiomycetes; Eurotiales; Aspergillaceae
Product: DNA polymerase epsilon noncatalytic subunit
Exons: 1
Coding region: 1-2295 (764 amino acids)
Biological process (GO): error-prone translesion synthesis; DNA-templated DNA replication
Cellular component (GO): epsilon DNA polymerase complex
Molecular function (GO): DNA binding
Source: RefSeq, a predicted model, not a curated record